CCGGGGCGGCCGUCUGUCCCGUCCCGUCCCCCCUCCCCUCGGCGGCAUGGCGGGCGGCGCGGCGCGGCUGCUCUUGGCCGCCCUGCUGGGCGCCUUGCCGGCCGCGGCCGAGCGGGAGCUGCGCUUCAGGCCGCCGGCCGAGGCCCCCGUCCGGCUCUUCACCGAGCCCGAGCUGGCCAGAUACGACGGGCAACAGGAAGGACAGCCCAUUUACCUGGCGGUGAAGGGAGUAGUAUUUGAUGUCACUUCUGGAAAAGAAUUUUAUGGAAAAGGAGCCCCAUACAAUGCUUUGGUUGGAAAAGACUCAACAAGAGGAGUUGCAAAGAUGUCUCUGGAUCCAGCAGAUCUUACACAUGAUAUAACAGGACUCACAGAAGAGGAACUGACGUCCCUGGAUGAUAUCUUCAAUAAUGUUUAUAAGGCCAAAUAUCCAAUUGUUGGCUAUACUUCUCGAAGAAUUCUGAAUGAGGAUGGCAGCCCCAAUCUAGACUUUAAACCUGAAGAUCAGCCACAUUUCAACAUUAAAGAUGAGUUUUGAGGAACUUUUUUGAACCUAGAGAAUGCCUGGGGAUAGAAUAUUGGAUUGAUUCUCUGUUUUCUGGAGUUCAGUACAAAAAUUAGCUAUCAUAAGUAAGUUUUCUGUUUAGAAAAUAUCUAUGUGCGUACACACAUAGUUAACAUAGCAUUCUUCCUUCCAGGAAACAAAUAGAUCUGUAUUAGUGUCAUACACUUGGGCUGUUUUCUCUGAAUUACGGGAAUUUUUUCAUAUGAAAGUUCUUUCUGCCUGGAUUUCUCUGUUUACAAGUGUGUAAUGUACAGUUACAUUCCUUAGAAGAGAUAAGGAAGUUUUUAAUAGUUGAAACAUGACUGGUCUUUUUGUAAAUCCCAAGUUGUUUCCCACUCCUUGGAAAAGUGAGAAUACGUUAUCUGAAUGAGUUUACAUCAAUUCUCUGUGCUUCAAGUGAGGGUAGGUUAUCACAUGUACAAACGGGUGUAAUGGAGGCUUACAUUUUAAAAAGCAUUGUGGGAUUUAAUAUUUGAUAGGUUUGAGAAUACCGGAUGUAAAACCACUCAAUCUCUUGAAAUACAGUUACUGUGGAGUAUUUAUGCAAAGCCUACAGCUGUAAACCAAGAAAAAUAAAUCUUUUUUCCCCAUGAGAACUACUGUGACAUUUUAAGUAAGACUAUUAUUAUGUUAGUUUUGAAUAAAUGACACUUUUAAUUUUUUUAAAUAAUUAUAGAAGAUGUCAUCUAUAUUAGAUUAUGAUGAUUUCCUUCUAGCUUCCUCCACUCUUUCUCUGACAAAACCCGGAAAUGAUAGCCCCCUGUUUACCACAUACUCUUACAACACAAGUUUAUUAUAGUAGUUCAGUAUCCUGUGGAUAUUGUUAGCAUCUUUAUAUUGACAAUUUCAGCUCUCACUUUUAAUUUCUGUUAUUUUUAAUUUGUUCUUACUCUGACUUCAUCAUUCCUAUUGCAAAGCAGCGUGCAUUCGUAUGUUCCUCUUGCUUUUAACCUAAUAUAAAACUGCAGAUCCUGUAGGAUCUGCUAGGAAAGCAGACCCCUUUUAUCAGGUUUCUCUGGCAGUCUUUCAGCAACAAGAGGACCGUAAAAGCAUGUGUGUCCUGGUUUGAGAUAGAGCAGAGCCAAUUUCCUUUUCAGUAAUUUUACUUUUCAGUUAAGUCUCUUCUAACUAAGUAUGGUGUUUUUUUCAGACGGUGUCUGCUUUCAGAGUGAUAAGGUCUGAUGUUUAUAGUUAAUGCCAAGGAAUGGUAUGCAGAGAGGUGCUUGCUUACACUUACUGCUGUAACAGCCAAGGUUAACUAACUCUGUUGUGUGCCCUGUUGGAGGGUUGGAAGCAGAAGAGCGUAGAGGGGUUGCAUCUGCGGGGAGGAGAGGACAGGACAGGUGACCCAAAACUGACCAACAGGGUCCUCCAUCCCAUCUGCCCCAUGCUCAGUAUAAAAGCUGAGGGAUCAAAGGGGUCAGUCUCUGCCUUUGAUCCUGAUCUGUGCGUUCCUGACUCCAGUUCCCAAACCCAGUUCCUGUCUGUCACCAAGUCCAGUCUGGGACUUUCCCAGUGGCUGCUGGUGACAUUCUUGCCAUCCUGGGAGCUUGAUAUUGGUUUUGUGUAUAAGGUAUAAAUUUCAUUAUUUUCUUAUUAAUAUUAUUAUCUUUUCUUUUUAUUAUAUUUAAUUAAAGUAGUUGUAGUUUCUUUUUCAACCCUAAGUCUCUCACCCUUAUUCUCUCUCUUCUCUUCUGAGAGGGGAGAGAGCUUAAAAGAGAGCAUCUGUCAUUUGUUUAGUGGUAAGCCCAGCCUAAACCAUGACAGAUUUAUUAGUGCCCAACGUGAGGCAGGAGCAGGGCUCUGACAGAUUGCCUGAAUAGUUUGAAUUCCAGCUUGCUCAGCUGAGAGAGUAUCGGAUUUUUUCCUCUGAGAGUCCUGAGGGGUUUGAAAUUAAAACAGGCAGCUCACAUCAUGUUGUUCUCGAGCAAAAUAUUAUAUCGUGUCUUUACAGAGUUUUGUUUAAAAUUAGUUGAUGCAAUGCUGCUUAACCUGCUGUAUGUGUUGUGCUAUUAUUCAUUUGUGCAUUGUGUUUAUUUGUGGUGGUUUGGUUAGGAGUGCUGGGCAAAACAUGCUAUUUGGCUAUGGUUUUUUACUGCUAUUUAUGCUGGAAUAAACUGGGCCACGACUAUACCUGCA
This is a messenger RNA of Chroicocephalus ridibundus (black-headed gull), 2704 nucleotides long. It is a transcript of the gene NENF, whose product is annotated as neudesin neurotrophic factor. The record is from RefSeq and is a predicted model, not a curated record. NCBI's taxonomy places the organism in Eukaryota, Metazoa, Chordata, Aves, Charadriiformes, Laridae. Bases 47 to 538 code for a protein of 163 amino acids. Gene Ontology annotation, cellular component: membrane; endomembrane system; endoplasmic reticulum. The transcript has 4 exons.